ACUCAAAGCAGAGUUGUGCUGUGUUUCGUUUCCUAAUACGAGUAAAUCCAUCUGAUAUUGUUGAAUUGGAUGCUGUCCUUGGAAACUAUGUUAUGCAUGAACCUGUGAAAGCCACACGAAUAUUUAAGUCAGUAUGUUUUACAGCAGUUCAGACACUGUCACUAAUUCAGCAACUGCAGACUGAAGAUCAGAUAAAUAUAGUGCUGAAAUUAACACAUUUACCUUCCCUGCCUAGUUAUGUUCUCAGCCUUUGCAAAUUUCCAUUUGACUAUACUACUCAAAGAUUUUAUAUGUUAGAGGGAAUAGUGGUUGCAAUGACUACUGUGACAAAGUAUACACAAGGAGCAAGAUUUGUUUGUUCUGAUGAAGCAUGUCAGCUUUCUGAAGGGUUUCAGUAUAUAAGAGUGCACACUCCCGGGGCUACAGAAUCUGCAACACUAAGAAAUGAUUUUGUUUGUAGUUUAUGUACCUCGCCACUGAGAGAAGACAUGAAAUGUCGAGUACUUGGUGAUAAACAAGUGGCUGAACUGAUUGACAGUAAAGCAACUUCUGCUUUCCAAGGAUUUUCCACCAGAAAAAGACACUUAAGAUUUCAAUCUUUCACAGUGUUUCUAAGAGAUGAACUGUGCAAUAAAAUGAAAAUAGGGAACAUAUACAAAGUUAUAGGAAUUCCAGUCUGUAUGCAGAACUCUUCACAAGUAGCACUUUGCUUAGAAGCCAACAGAGUAGAUUAUCCUACCAUAAUAGGUUCUUGUUGCAUCAGUGAAAAAUUUAAGCAUCUGAUUUCUUUGACUUCAAACUCAUAUUGGAGAUUCACAGCUGUUCUAGCCAAUACUUUUGCUUCACAAGUUGUCCCAGCAGGCAUUUACAACCAUCUCAAACUGGCUAUAUUGCUGAGUCUAGUACAGACAACUGACAGAGACGAUGCAACAGGUUAUGUGGAUCUUUUGGCCAUGACAAAUGAGUCUUUAAUAUUAGAAAGACUUAUGAAUUACAGCAUUUGUCUUGUGCCCCGGGGAAUUAGACACAUUUCAUCUAGUGGUAUUUUCCCUACCGUAUCAAAAGAUAAACAUGGAACUGGAACUGCUAGCAUUCAGGCAAAUAGUGCUUUACUGGCCAAAGGUGGAAUAUGCUUCAUUGGAGAACUAUCUUCUCAUAAGAAGGAUAAACUCGAACAGUUGCAGUCAGUGCUAGAGAACAGAACAACUACCAUAUACAUCUCUGGGAAAAAGUAUGGUGAAGAAACUGAUCAGCAAGUUACUCUUCCUAUUCAUACCAGUUUUUGGUCAUUCAUUGAUGUGGAUUUUUCUUCUUCCAAAAAGCAUGUUCAAAAGGAUACUCUUCUAAUUGGCCAAAUGGACUUGAACUCUAUUUCAGCUAAUCUUGUUGAUGCUUUUGGACUUUUGAUACACUGCAAUGAAGCACCAUUUUGCAAUCCAGUUCUCCCUAUUGCAAAUUUCAUUUUUAAAAAAGCUAUUCAACCAGAAGAAGAUUAUAACAUGCUCCAACAGUUUACAACACAAGAUUAUGAGGAGUUCCUUGCUUUUUCAAGGAACUUGCAUGUGGAACUCUCUCCAGAAGCAGAAAAUAUGAUUCACGGCUACUAUUUAGCAAGUCGCAGAGUCAGAGCAUUUCCCAUUAUUGGAUCAAACCUCUCACCAACAGCACUGAGUAUCUUGAUUUCACUGUCAGAAGCACAUGCUAAACUGAGUUUAAGAACAAAAGUACUUGAAGAAGAUGUUUUGAUUGCUGUGCUAUUAUUUGAAUCAUCUCUUACUUUAAAACAAGGUGCUUCAGUAUUUUAUGUGUCUCCAAACCCUGUUUUUCCAUUUGAAUUUAACAGUGAGGAUUCUCUGAAUCAAAGAGAUGUUUACUUGAAGCAGUGUCAUCUACAACUGAUGCAGUUCAUUGCAACAUAUGGGCCUGCUACAAAUGUUUUCAGUAAUGAAGAUUAA
This is a messenger RNA of Anolis sagrei ordinatus, 1955 nucleotides long. RefSeq names its product minichromosome maintenance domain containing 2 (gene MCMDC2). The record is from RefSeq and is a predicted model, not a curated record. NCBI's taxonomy places the organism in Eukaryota, Metazoa, Chordata, Lepidosauria, Squamata, Anolidae. Gene Ontology annotation, molecular function: DNA binding; single-stranded DNA helicase activity; ATP binding. Gene Ontology annotation, biological process: double-strand break repair via break-induced replication.